AGCAUGGUGAGCAAGUCCGCUCCUGCAGUGGAACGAUCAGGACUGACGAGUGUGAAGCAGUCUUCUGCUUCUGCAGCUGCUGUAGUGCAAGAUAAAGCACGUGCUGUUGCGGGCUCUUCAUUUUCUUCAUCGUCGCCAGCAGCAGUCAAUAUGAAGCAGCAAUCUUUUUCAUCAACACUUGCUGUGCAAGGAGGAAAAAGAGUGACACCCGGAAGCAGUCCCAGCAAAAGAAAAUCCAAUGUCGAACAACAAGGGGUCUUCGACCUCGAUGCUCUACUAAGUGGCGAACUCGCACGCUCUCCGGAAGCCGUGUUUCGACGGUGCUUGGGACGACGCAGCGGCUAUCAUGAGAGAAUCCAAGCGCAAGUAUUCCUCUCGGGUCCUCUCGCGGGUGAGGGGCCUCCACAGCCUACAGGAUUGUACGUCCUAGAGGGGAAGGCUUUUAGAGAUUCAUCCCCUAAAGAGCAAGAGACACUUCCAGUCAAGCAUGAUGAAGCUACGGGUUCACAUUGCAUGGACCAGCUGUUUGCGUGGUUGAUGAUUCUACAGGAUCCAGGUCGUGCAGGUCCUUCAGAAUACAAGAUUCCUGCGCAAGCAUACAACAAAAUCCCGAUGAUGUGCGAGCAAAAAAAGUUGUUCAAAUGUCAUCCAGAGACAGGUCGUUUGAUCGAGGCAGAACGUGCGAUCAACAUGUUAUUGGGGGAACGUAAAACGGUCAUAGGGAAAAACAACAUCGACGCAGAUACGGAGUCCCAAAAUAGCAAAGGAGGACAGAAGAAUCAGAAGAAUAGCAAGGAAACUCCGACCUCCGAAGCCUACCAAAAAGCCAUUCGUGACCUAGCAACUGAUGAAGAUUUGAAUACCCGUUUUCCGCUUCCUAUAGACGCGUCUAGGGUCGAGCUUCGUUGGAUCACGCCUCUAGCUAAGCGCGGAGAUGUAGUACUCUAUACAAAUUUUCAUGGCAACGUCUCAGUUAGGGAGGGACCAACCUGCGUUCAGCAUAUCGAUUACGUACCAAAGGAGUUAUUGCGAAGUCUGGUUAGAGAGGAAUUUGGAGUGGGAAUGGGACAUGAAGCUCCUCUAGGAACACAAGGGUCACAAGCAUCACAACCGAAUGGAACCGCUACCCCGACUAAGAAACGGGCUGUAGCUCCUUUUACUCAACUCCGACAUGGUGGUGAGAUAACACCCUUAGAUGCACGCCGGGAAUGGGCAGUGGACCAGCUGUGCAAGGCACUCGUGAGCAACUACGCUCAACACUUUGGGGCCGAGAGCAGUAUAGCAGAUGUAGGCAGCGGCGCGAAUCGGAGCGGGGCUGACGUGGAGAUGGCGUAUUACAGAUUUAAAGCAGGAAAAGGAGGAGGCGGAGGAGGAAAACAAGGAGAAGAACUACCGACUUCAUCGUAUUACAGAUUUAGAGCCGGAGGACUACCGACUUCAUCCACUGCCAAUCUUCCACCCAUGCCAUCAACCGCUAUUGCUGCUUUGAAGGGAGAGAAAGUUCACGACGACGUAUCGUGGUUUUCACAAUUCGAUUCGUGGUUCCACCGACUGCAUCGACAGGGCUACUUAGUUGUCCCAGCCGCUGCGCUAGCAGGGGCUUCUCUACCAGCUUUGAAUUCGUAUUACCGUGAUAUUCUUAACCCUGCAGUGGAAGAAGCCGAGAGGUUGAUCAAUUUCUCCCUGUUGCAGCAUAAUGUGCCGAUGAAGGAGGUAGAGAAAAAGCCUGUCGACAAGGAGAAGCAGGAGCAAAAAUUGUUUGUUCCUCUGUGGCGGAAUGCGGAACAAGCGAAGGCUGCCAAGGAGAAGCCCAGCGACUUGCACUGGAUACCAGACGAGCCAGGUACUGAAGACGAGAAAUUCGCUCUGAUCCGUGCUGCUCUAGACAAGAAAGAAGUUGUUCCUUUGUCUUUUACGAGACUAAGGGACGCACGUUGGAACUACUUCCGGAGCGAGGAAGACCGUCUGGCGCUGUGCGGCAAUAGUAAAGUUUGGUACUUGAAGUUAUGAUGUUGAAAUCGAAAAAGUUGUAAUCACUUGAAAUCGGAAAAUAUGUACUAGGCAGGUUCUUCACGGAACUCGCUCGCGAUACAAAAAAAAACAAGGUAAGGCUUGCUGAAAGCAAAUUGCACUCAGUUACGCCUAGUUGUACACUUAGUGUAUACGUCUCUUUUGACCUCCAGAUAACAUAUACGUCUUCCAGAUCCAGACAAUUUAGUGCUACUACUCCCCUAACACCCCCCUCCGGCGGUGCUCGCUUCGGAAAUGCGCUGCUUAGUCGAGAAAGCGGGAUGGGUCGCAUCGGCAACGUCUACAGAAACCCAGCAUUGCUAAAACUACAAACGUGUACACCGAUUCGUGCCCUGAUGGCGGGUCUUUAUGCGAGGAUGGGCCAACAUGCGCAUCUGCAAGAGUGUCAACGCCAAGGACUACGUAGUACUGCUACUGGUUCUUGGGCGGGAGAUGGUGUCAUUUUUGUGCCAGAAAGGAUACGCAUCAAAUGUCCUUAUGGAAAACUUCGUACGGCAGGAGAGGAGAGUUUCUACACUAAGAACCAUAAGAAAUGGCAUCCAAAUUUGUGUCAUCAAAUGCCGCCACAUGCAGAUAAACACUUGCGAUCGACAUGACUGUUGUAAAUGUAUCUUGUUAAUAAUAGACCGCUUUUUUUCGAAAUUCUAAAAGAAAGAAUCAC
Amoebophrya sp. A25 is the source of this 2692-nucleotide messenger RNA. Lineage: Eukaryota; Dinophyceae; Syndiniales; Amoebophryaceae. The record is from the annotation of a GenBank genome assembly.